Messenger RNA from Microsporum canis CBS 113480, 615 nucleotides. RefSeq lists its product as uncharacterized. Lineage: Eukaryota; Fungi; Ascomycota; Eurotiomycetes; Onygenales; Arthrodermataceae. The transcript has 5 exons. Bases 1 to 615 code for a protein of 204 amino acids. The record is from RefSeq and is a predicted model, not a curated record.
AUGGGCGACGCAGUUCUCAAACCUGAUGCGUUCGAGUCUGCGUAUAUUGGUUAUCCAGGGGAAAAACAGAUGUUCAAAGUAAACGAUUUCCGCGAGGCUGUUGAGGCAUUAUGCAAUGCUUCAAAGACGGAGGACGCAGGCUUCGGUGUCAGAGCAGCACAUAUAGUUCCAAAGAGCUUUGACGAGAGAUUAGUCACAUACUUAUUCGGAGCUGAGGCUAUUACUACCGAUGGCUGCAGAAAUAUUAGUGAUGGAUAUGGGCAACGUGGGCAUUAUCCCAACAAAAGCACUAUGAGCUGCAGGCGAGACAGUCGAAUGGAAGCUCCUAGUCGCCAACCAUGUCCUACUUCAGCACAUCGCAGAAGGCGCCAAGUGGAAUGCGGAAAUCCCCCUUGGAUGUCACCAAGGGCUUCUUCCAACAAGGCGUUGUGCCGUCGGAUAGAUCUAAUGUUGAGGAACAAGGGCAGACGUGGCGCGGCAGAUGUGUUUUUCUGGGAUAGCUCUGAGAACGAUGACAGUCUUGAUGACGACGACUCUUCGGCUAUAGAUUCGUCGGACCAGGCGAUGGAAGGUAUCUAUCCUAACAAUAUUAGGGCUCAGAAGACAAGCGCUUAG